This is a messenger RNA of Thamnophis sirtalis, 1388 nucleotides long. The record is from RefSeq and is a predicted model, not a curated record. Lineage: Eukaryota; Metazoa; Chordata; Lepidosauria; Squamata; Natricidae.
GAUAAUUGGGUGUGGGUUGCCAAACCGGUAGUGAUGGCUGGCUGGCCAUGCCCCCAAACUGUCCCUCUCCGACACUCGUCCUGCCUCGCAUUUGCCAUGUGCAUCCACAGAACUGCUGCCUCCUGACUACAUCCGUAAGCAUUUGCGCUAGCCUAGCCCCCCCUCCCCACUGGCCAGCGUCUCCCAAAGCUGCUGCCAUUGCAGCCCCAGAGGGGACGGGGGUAGCAUGCUGGAGAGGGCAGUGGCGGCAGGAGAGGGCGGCAUGCCAAGUCCCAGAGUGAGAAACCAGAAGAGACGCUUCCCUUGCGCUUCACUCGCUCCCUGCUGGAAAUGUCUGGGUUUAGUUUGGAUCUGGGGCCAGCCAAGGAGCCACUCAGCUUCAUCAAAUUCCCGCAAUGGGUAAGAUGAGUGGUGGUGACAGGAGGUGCCCAGCCAAGCAGGGCCCGGGUGGGCUGCGGAGCGCAGAGCCAGGAAAAGCCAUACGUUUUCUAGAAGGAAUUGAAGCAUCCAACUUUGUAGGAUGGAGGCCACGCCUGUCUUUAUAAAUCCGGUGGGCGAGUGGGGGAGGGGAGAGAGCAACGGGAAGGAAAGGGUGGGAGAUAGGAAAAAUACAGGCAGAAACCCUGGACUGUGCAAGCAGGGUGGGAGGGAAGAAAGUUCACCCAAUCCUGUCUAGGGACAAGGGGGGGGAGAACCAGGUGCAACCUCUAAACACCCCCCCCAGGGAAAGCGGGGGCCGUGGGAAAUCACAGAGCCCGGAUGUCAAAGCGAACCAGGGAGAAAGCAGGCUAGAAGACCUCCAACUCUUUUAAUCCUUACUCCGUGUUGAGCGUUAGGGUUGAGUGACCGCCUUGCAGACAAGAGAUUUCAAGAUGUUUCGCUGGCAACUCCGGCUGGCAUCUUGAGACUGCUUUGCCUCCGAAGGGCAUCUCAGAUGGCAAUAAAUGAAGUGGGAAUUUAAGCCAGGAACUGGUCAAAAGCUGCAGACCCAGUGAGGAAAUCUGCGGGGUUCAAGACCGUGGAUAGGGCCAUGCAAUGGGAUCCCUGCUCUUGUCUCACUUGCACAGUACAAACAAGCAAACACACGUCUUUCUUCCCUGCUGAACCAGCGCCCUUCCUUGUGGUUGCUCUCUCUCUCUCUCUCCCCCCAGAUGUUCUGCAGGACAUUGAAGUCAGGCUGCCACCUCGCCUCCAUCCACAGCUAUGCAGAGUCAGCUGACUUGGCCGAGUACCUCACUGACUAUCUCUCGCUUCCAUAUCAGGUCUGGAUUGGACUGAACAAGCCACAGAAUUUGUGUGUCCACAUGUGGUCCCCAGCAGGAUUCCUCAAAUGGAACGACACGCUCUGUGAAGCCUGGCAUCCUUUCAUCUGCCAGUGCAAAUACUAG